Molecule: messenger RNA, 366 nt
Organism: Gongylonema pulchrum
Lineage: Eukaryota; Metazoa; Nematoda; Chromadorea; Rhabditida; Gongylonematidae
Source: the annotation of a GenBank genome assembly
AUGGAGAAUGGUUAUAAUAAUGGUCAGCAGCAGCGGCAAUCACCUAUCAGCCCUGCCCAGUACCAUCAGCAGCAGCCCCACAACCCCCAGACGCAGAUUUAUUAUCCGCACUACUGCGGAUCACUUGCAUCUACCUCCGACUAUAUUCCGUCAUUUUUCGACCGAUCCAUUCCUGAAAACUGCGCAAGCACCAAUAAUCUCUACAGUUCCGGAGGCGGCAUCGGUGUCCAACGUCCCAUUUACGCAUGGAUGCUGGAGCGAGAUAAAGACCAACCGCAGCAGCAACAUGCCCACUUCCAGCAGCAACCUAUCCGGCAAAUCGUUGAAACCGCACUUAUGCCACAAACAGGUAGCCUUUUAAAUUAA